UUUCCUUUCUCACUCACCCUUUUCAAUUUCUAAAUAGUCAUCUUUGAACAUUUUUUGUCUCAAAAACUUGAAAAAGGGUUUUGUUAUUGUGUACCCAUUUUGCGCAUUGUUCACUGUAGAGAGAGAGAUGGAGAGUGGGAAGAGAGCAGAAGCAGGGCCAUCAACAGGUGCUAGUGAGGAGAAGCAAGAGAGAGAAGAAAGGAAAAUGACUGAGAAACCAUUAGCUGUUGAGGUUUGUGAUGAUCAUGAAGAAGACGAAGAAGAUGAAGAUAAGGAAGAUGGUGUCGGAGCUGUGGCUGGUUUUGUUCCUGGACCUCUUCUUUCUCUCAAGGAACAGAUUGAGAAAGACAAGGAUGAUGACAGCUUAAGGAGAUGGAAGGAGAAGCUUCUUGGUUGUGUUGAAGGAGACCUAAAUGGCCAAAUGGAACCUGAAGUCAAAUUCCACUCCAUAGGAAUUAUUUCUGAUGACCUUGGGGAAAUUAAUUACCCCUUGCCCAUUGAUAGGAAUCAGAAUGGUCUUCUCCUGUUUACUCUCAAGGAAGGAUCUCAAUAUCAGCUGAAGUUAUCAUUUAGUGUUCUGCACAACAUUGUUUCUGGUUUAACGUACUCCAACACAGUGUGGAAGGCAGGGCUUCAAGUUGAUCAAAACAAAGGAAUGUUGGGUACUUUUGCUCCUCAGCGAGAACCAUAUGUGUACAUCUUGGAUGAAGAGACUACGCCAUCUGGGGUGCUGGCAAGGGGAAUUUACUCCGCAAAGCUUAAGUUUGAAGAUGAUGACAGAAGAUGCCACAUGGAGCUCAACUACUCCUUCGAGAUAAAGAAGAGCAGCUAGCCAAGUUGUUUUCAAAUAGUUUUGUUUCUCGUUUUCUCCCAAUUCCUUUUCUGUUUCAUGAACUUCAUACAUGUUUGUGGAGUUAUCAAUUAGACAAUACAAUCUUUGCAGGCAGAGUUAAACUUUUAAUGUU
This is a messenger RNA of Theobroma cacao (cacao), 965 nucleotides long. RefSeq names its product rho GDP-dissociation inhibitor 1-like. NCBI's taxonomy places the organism in Eukaryota, Viridiplantae, Streptophyta, Magnoliopsida, Malvales, Malvaceae. The record is from RefSeq and is a predicted model, not a curated record. Gene Ontology annotation, molecular function: Rho GDP-dissociation inhibitor activity; protein binding. Gene Ontology annotation, biological process: Rho protein signal transduction. Gene Ontology annotation, cellular component: membrane; cytoplasm; cytosol.